Molecule: messenger RNA, 1329 nt
Organism: Vicia villosa (hairy vetch)
Lineage: Eukaryota; Viridiplantae; Streptophyta; Magnoliopsida; Fabales; Fabaceae
Exons: 4
Coding region: 1-1329 (442 amino acids)
Source: RefSeq, a predicted model, not a curated record
AUGGCCGCUGCACAUGCUUUUUUUGCUCAGGAUCAAGGUACAACAUUCAAUCUUGAGUACACAUGGCGACUGUUAAAAGAUGAACCUAAAUGGAUGGGAGAAUCGAUUGGAAGUUCUUUAAAAAUAACAAAGACUUCUGGUAGUGGGGCAUCAUUGGAGAACCCAAAUACACCUUCAGGUUAUGAGUUUCACUCUUCAUCACCAAUGGAGCGUCCAAUGGGACAAAAAGCAGCAAAAAGGAAGGGUAAGACAAAUGAAAUUCCAACUGCUAAGCAAGAUGAAGGGAAUAAAAGAACAACGACAAUGGAAAGACUAGCGCAAUGUAAGAAGGACGAGAUAGAAGUCAAGAUAAUUCAAAUCAUGAUGAAAGACACUUCUACUAUGAGCGAUAAUCAACGAGAUAUUCAUGAAAAAUAUUUAUACAUAGAUGUUCAAUUCCGAAGAAGGUUCAGAAUGCAUAGGCAUAUAUUUCUUCAAAUUGUAGAUGCCCUUGGAAAUCAUGAUGAAUAUUUCCAAAUGAGGGUCGAUGCAACUGGUAAAAUGGGUCUUUCACCAUUGCAGAAAUGUACAUCUUCUAUUCGUAUGUUGGCGCAUGGGUCUCCUGCUGACUCUGUAGACGAAUAUGUUCGAAUCGGUGAAAGCACUUCAAUUGAGUGCUUACAAAGAUUCGUUCAGGGCGUGAAUGCUGUAUUUGGGGCUGAGUAUUUGAGAAAGCCUAACAACACUGACGUUGAACAUCUUUUACAAAUGGGAGAGUCACGUGGCUUUCUAGGUAUGUUGGGUUCCAUUGAUUGUAUGCAUUGGGAAUGGAAAAAUUAUCCUGUUGCAUGGAAAGGACAAUAUUGUCGAGGUGAUCAUGGUUCAAACAAUGACGUUAAUGUGUUAAACCAAUCCAACGUGUUUAACGAUAUUUUGGAAGGACAUGCUCCCAAUGGAGAAAAGAAAAAAUUAUUUGCUCAACAUCAAGAAUCAGCUAGAAAAGAUGUGGAGCGGACAUUUGGAGUGCUUCAAUCUCGAUUUGCAAUUAUACGUGGCCCAGCGCGUGCCUGGCACAUGGAGACCCUCAAGUAUACCAUAUAUGCCUGCAUCAUAUUGCACAACAUGAUUGUGGAAGACGAACGACAUACAUAUGGAGGUAAUUUUGAUUACUCUUAUGAUAAUGUGGAUAACAACUCAACAACUGAAAUAUUUAGCGGUCCUCAUCCGAAUCUUGCAACAAGACUACAAAGAAGAGCAAGUAUUUGUGAAAAACAAGUUCAUCGUCAACUUCAAGGAGAUCUAGUCGAGUAUGUUUGGGAACGUUUUGGACAUGAAGAUGAUGAAAUUUAA